AUUCUCCCUGAGGAGCAUUACAUGGUCAGUGGUUGGCCUUCUUUCCAUAAUUACGCAAAACCUUUUGUGUGCUAUUGCGAAAGAAUGAGACCCUGAAGCAAAUGUACAUUUAUGAGUCAAUAUUGAACCACCACCUAACUAAUGAAGAUGACUGUGGAUAUCGGUGAAUUGCUGAGUGGGUCGAUCGUUCUGGUCUUACUCCUGACCAUAUUGACCUGCGUCUUCACCUGGCAGUUCCUCAGCAGCUCUCUGCACAGAUGGACCCAGAUGAAGCCAAUACCAGGGAUAAGUCCAAGCUACCCGUUACUGGGCAAUGCUCUGUCAUUUAAAGCUAAUGCGAGAGAUUUCUUCCGUCAAGUCAUUGGCUACACAGAGCAGUUCAGGGACUCCCCACUGUUAAAGAUUUGGAUCGGACCAGUACCCUUCCUCCUUCUGUUCCAUGCAGAAACCAUUGAGACAGUUUUGAACAACCCUGUUCAUAUGGACAAAGCCUAUGCUUACAAGUUCCUGCAACCUUGGCUCGGCACUGGUCUACUAACCAGCACGGGGAACAAGUGGCGGCGGCGGCGGAAGUUGCUCACCCCCACCUUCCACUUCUCCAUCCUGACGGAGUUCCUGGAGGUGAUGAACGAGCAGGCCGAGGUGCUGGUGGAGAAGCUGGACAAGGUGGCAGGCAAGGGCCCCUUCAACUGCUUCAACCACGUCACCCUCUGUGCCCUCGACAUCAUCUGUGAGACUGCAAUGGGGAAGAAAAUCUACGCUCAAAGUAAUUAUGAUUCAGAGUAUGUCCAAUGUGUGUACAAGAUGAGUGACAUCAUCACACGGCGACAGAGGAUGCCGUGGUUCUGGCCCGACUUUUUCUACAACUACUUUGGCGAGGGCUGGGAGCACAACAGGAGCCUCAAGGUCCUCCACUCGUUCACCUCCAAUGUGAUCUACGAGAGGGCGGAGUACAUUGCCUACAUCGAGUCGGACAGCGAAUCGGACCAGGGCAUGAGGAAGAGGCGGGCCUUCCUGGACAUGCUUCUGAAGACCACGGACGAGGAGGGCAACAAGCUCACCCACCAGGACAUCCAGGAGGAAGUGGACACCUUCAUGUUCAGGGGUCAUGACACUACAGCCGCAGCCAUGAAUUGGGCCAUUCACCUGCUGGGCUCCCAUCCAGAGGUGCAGAGGAAGGUUCAACAAGAGCUGCAGGAGGUGUUCGGUGUGUCCGACCGGCCAAUAAACACAGAGGAUCUGAAGAAGCUGCGCUACCUAGAAUGUGUCAUCAAAGAGUCCCUGCGCCUGUUCCCCUCUGUCCCCUUCUUUGCCCGCAGCAUCGGUGAAGACUGCCACAUCAAUGGUUUCAAGGUUCCCAAAGGUGCCAAUGCCAUCAUAUUGCCCUACUCCCUCCACCGCGACCCGCGCUACUUCCCCCAGCCUGAAGAGUUUCGCCCUGAACGCUUCAUGCCGGAAAAUUGCGUUGGGAGACAUCCUUACGCCUUCAUCCCUUUCUCUGCUGGACUCCGCAACUGCAUUGGUCAGCGCUUUGCCAUGAUGGAGGAAAAGGUGAUCCUGGCAUCCAUCUUCCGCUACUUCAACGUGGAGGCGUGUCAGAAGCGGGAAGACCUCCGUCCACUAGGGGAGCUCAUUCUUCGCCCCGAGAAGGGCAUCUGGAUCAACCUUGAGAAGAGGAAGCAGCAGCACUAGAUAAUCUAGGGAACUGUUUGAACACACCAUUCCUUCCUCCCUCCUUUGGGAGUAAUCGCUGAUCUAACACUAAUUGAUAGGUAAAAGUAAAUAGUUCUAGCAUAUACUGUAGAAUACAUUCUUAAAGUAUUUAAACAGGGACAAAUAAACAUACAUAGUUUGAUGCCAUUCCAUUGAUUCUAUCCAGCCAUUACAAUGUGCCCAUCCUCCUAUAGCUCCUCCCACCAGCCUCAACUGCUUCUCAGGUAUGGACCAUAUGAACACAUAAUUAUACCACCAAGAAUAUCUACCCUAUCCAAUAACACUUUAUCACAACUUUCAUUUAUAAGCCAUUAAUAGGUCAUUAUAAGGCAUGUGUUAACUUGAAAAUGUGUUCCUACUUUAAUAUGGUCAAAAUGUUCACCAACAUCACAGCUGCGUGUUUCACUUGUUUUUGAAGCUCUUGGGAUGGUAUCUUCUCUAAUAACAAAAAUGGCUGGAUGUAUAAUUUAAUAAAAGAGUAUUCUUA
This is a messenger RNA of Coregonus clupeaformis (lake whitefish), 2200 nucleotides long. Its product is annotated as cytochrome P450 4V2-like. NCBI's taxonomy places the organism in Eukaryota, Metazoa, Chordata, Actinopteri, Salmoniformes, Salmonidae. Gene Ontology annotation, molecular function: oxidoreductase activity, acting on paired donors, with incorporation or reduction of molecular oxygen; iron ion binding; monooxygenase activity. The record is from RefSeq and is a predicted model, not a curated record. Bases 142 to 1692 code for a protein of 516 amino acids. The transcript is spliced from 11 exons.